Erinaceus europaeus (western European hedgehog) is the source of this 933-nucleotide messenger RNA. Its product is annotated as olfactory receptor 2A12-like. The coding region runs from base 1 to 933 and encodes 310 amino acids. Gene Ontology annotation, biological process: G protein-coupled receptor signaling pathway. Gene Ontology annotation, molecular function: olfactory receptor activity; G protein-coupled receptor activity. The transcript has a single exon. NCBI's taxonomy places the organism in Eukaryota, Metazoa, Chordata, Mammalia, Eulipotyphla, Erinaceidae. The record is from RefSeq and is a predicted model, not a curated record. Gene Ontology annotation, cellular component: membrane.
AUGGGAGGGAACCAGUCAUGGUCCACAGAGGUCAUCUUGGUGGGAUUCCAGCUGAGUGAAGAAAUGGAGCUUUUUCUCUUCUUUAUCUUCUCCUUGUUGUACAUCUCCAACCUGCUGGCAAAUGGCACAAUCCUGGGGCUCAUUUGGCUCGACCCCAGACUGCACACCCCCAUGUACUUCUUCCUUGCUCACCUGGCCGUCAUUGACAUCUCCUACGCUUCCAGCAAUUUGCCCAAACUGCUGGAAAACCUAGUGAAACAUAAAAAAACUAUCUCCCUUGCUUCAUGUGCUAUGCAGAUGCUUUUGUAUCUGACUUUUGCUUCUACCGAGUGUCUGAUUCUGGUGGUGAUGUCCUAUGACAGGUAUGUGGCCAUCUGCCACCCCCUCCACUACACUGUCAUCAUGAACUGGAGAGUGUGCACAGUUCUGGCCAUCACUUCCUGGCUGUGUGGGUUUUCUGUAGCCCUGUCAAAUCUACUUCUGUAUCUAAGGUUGCCCUUCUGUGGGCCACUGGAGGUGAACAACUUCUUAUGUGAGAUCUUAGCUGUCCUCAAAGUGUCCUGUGGUGAUACUCGGCUCAACAAAAUGGUUGUUUUUGCUGGUGGUACAUUUGUCUUAGUUGGACCCCUUUCUUUGAUGCUGGUCUCCUACAUGCGCAUCAUCUGGGCCAUCCUGAAGAUCCCAUCUGGAGAAGGUCGCAGAAAGGCCUUUUCCACCUGCUCCUCCCACCUCUGUGUGGUUGGAUUCUACUUUGGCAUCGCCAUGAUGGUUUACUUGGUACCAGACGACGGUCACCAAGAUGAGCAGAAGAAAAUCCUUUCCCUGUUCUACACCAUCUUCAGUCCUUUGCUGAACCCUCUCAUCUAUAGUCUGAGGAAUGCUCAAGUGAAAGCUGCCUUCAGCAGAGCAUUGCAGAAACAGGGGAAAUUAUAA